CAAGGACUGAGCCGAUAGAUCGCCGACCUGUUUGGCCUCCAGCUCAUACUUUCGAGGAAGCACGAAGUUGACGGUGAGUUUGGUGGGGAUGGUUGCCGGGACAGGAGGUCGCCCUUCGAGAAAAUCCGACGGCACCUUCGGCAUCUCGAGCAAGGGCGCAACUUUUUUCCAGGCCUUCCUGAGAUCAUCCGUUAUGGCCGGUGCCUUUUUCGGCUUGUCUGCGCUCGCAGCGUCGUCUGCAUAUGCACGAGCAGGCCCGAGCCUCGACAAUGCGACCGGGCUGCUGCCGCCGCCGCCGCGUGCAGUCGUAGCAGCAGCACACGAACCCGCAAAUCUCCGCAGCAACCACAUUUCUCGUCGAUCUCCCGCUUCCGAUAUCUCUCGAUUUCGUGAGCUCUGUGGAGGUUACGGUUGCGAUGCGAAGGUUAGAAAGAAUGCAUUCCCGUAGCCAUCGGAAAGCUCCGUGCGCAAGCCAUUGAUUUUCUACCGCUUCAUGAUAGUAGGAAGAACGCAACACAUUAAAUUUUUAGUUGAUUCGAUUAGUGAUCGGAAGCGCAGACAAACCUCACUAAAUAGAAAUGUCAAAUCUGCAGUCUCGAGCAGAAGAUUCGAACUGUGUCUGAAUGGAAGGAAGCUUUUACUGAUAGGGAUGCGACGGCAACAACGCGAGGAUCGUUGCCAUUUUGCGAGACAUGGAUUCUGGUCAGUGCUCGCUCAGAGUAUGGUUCGAGGACCGAAGUGAGCCUCGAUGGGUUCUCAUUUCUUGCAAGAUCCUCCUCUGGCUCAGAAGCAUGUAACCGCCGGAUGAUGGAAAGUGGAAGACGAGGGAAAUUACAGGUCUCCUUUCAGAGGAUACGGCGGUAACUUUCGAAGUUACAGUCUGGACCGCCAUUGGAGGUCGGGAAAUGAUGGAAUGAAUCAUGAUCGGAGAAGCUCGUCGUCAUUAACCGCCGUUCUGUGCUUCUGAUCAUGACUCGUCGAGUGCGAUCUUGAUAGCAUCUUGAAGGAGGGAGUUCCGGGCAGAUUCAUCGCACGCACGACCAAUCGCUCGCGCGAUAUCGAUUUCCAAGUUCCUCUAGCUUAUUCUGCAUCUGCGUCUUAUCCAGGGAAGACCUUCAGUCGGACCUCGAGACGUGAUCGGCCUCAUCAUCAAACCCUCCGCUCAGUUAUUUCAACUGCAGCUGCUCAUUCUCCAUCGCAUUCCAGUUGAAGCUGCAUGUCGAGCAAAGAGGAGGCGUCAAUGGAUCCAGAAUUGGAUGAUGUAGAUCCAACAUUAGCUGCAGCACUGAAAAAGACACUGGAAAAGCGCGGAGCUUUGGGCGGCAUGAAAGCCAAAAUUCGCGCAGAGCUCUAUAAAGUCAUCGAUCAUUCCGACGAUGAACCACGAUCCAAGACACUGUCGGACCGAGACUUCAUAAUGAAUGAGCUCGUCCGUGACUACUUGUUGCAUUGCAAACUGAACUACUCGCUUUCUGUGUUCACUCCGGAGAGUGGGCAACCGGAAAUGUUCUUAGGCCGCUCUCAGCUGGCCAAAGAAUUUGGAAUUGUAGAGACAAACGCCAAGUUCAAGAACCUACCACUCUUGUUCACACUUAUCAGCAAGGUGCAUCCUCAAGGUUGGGAUUUUUUUAAGCUCAAGGACUAAAGAGACGCUAAUGUGAGAACCAAACGGUUACAGCUUACAUUCGUACCAGCUCAGAACUUCCUAUACAACAAACCGUGUGUAUAAACACAUCUGACUUUCAGCACCCCUAGCAGGAUCAGCUCUAGACUGCUACAAAUGGUACGACGUUUACGUAGACCCGUGUGGACAAAGAAAGUGUAAAUAUAACCGAAUUGUCACUGUUAAUUAUUACUUGUCAAGGGAAGGGAAGGGCUUAAAACAUUUGUUUGUGUUCGAGGAAAACUCAAAUUUAUUGUUUCUUAGUUGGAGAGCAGCCUGAAAUCAGUCUCAAGUUCCCAAAUUUGAAGUUUGAGAAUUUCAAGAUGUUUUUCCACUUACUUGCGCGAG
Marchantia polymorpha subsp. ruderalis is the source of this 2011-nucleotide messenger RNA. NCBI's taxonomy places the organism in Eukaryota, Viridiplantae, Streptophyta, Marchantiopsida, Marchantiales, Marchantiaceae. The record is from the annotation of a GenBank genome assembly.